Messenger RNA from Trichobilharzia regenti, 504 nucleotides. NCBI's taxonomy places the organism in Eukaryota, Metazoa, Platyhelminthes, Trematoda, Strigeidida, Schistosomatidae. The record is from the annotation of a GenBank genome assembly.
AUGCCUAUGGCGGAUCCGUUUUGUGAAGAAACACGCCAGGUUGUAAUUCAAGCCGCCAAGAAUCUAUCCUUCGAUGUCUAUGACCGAGAUAGUGGGGAGCCUGAGCCUAAACAUCCAUGUGUACAUACCAAAGGUUCCCUAGUCACCAUCAACGGUCCACGUUUUUCUACUCGUUUUGAAUCGAAGGUAUUCCGAAGUUGGGGUUUGGAUUUAGUCGGUAUGACAUUAGUGCCUGAGGUCUCAUUAGCUCGUGAAGCAGGUCUCAGUUAUGCGUCUUUAGCCAUUGUAACGGACUAUGAUUGUUGGAAAGCAGAUGAAGCUCACGUUUCUGUUGAUAUUGUUUUGCGAGAAUUCGCUAAAAGUAUAGAUAAAGUUAAAAAGGUUGUACUCGAAGCGGUGAGAUUAAUUGGUGCUCGUGACUGGACUAAAACUAUUGAGGCCAACCAGUUGCUAGUUCAAAACUCUCGUCAAGAUUUGGCUCAUGCGAAAGACACGGACAAAUAA